Hymenoscyphus albidus is the source of this 435-nucleotide messenger RNA. The record is from the annotation of a GenBank genome assembly. Lineage: Eukaryota; Fungi; Ascomycota; Leotiomycetes; Helotiales; Helotiaceae.
AUGCCAGCAUCAAUUCAAGAACACCUCGAUAGCGAAGGCAUCGGUCUAGCAACCGUCAAGGUAUCCUGCAAGGCGGUAUUAAAGAUCGCCAGUGAUUGUAGUAUAAAUGGUCCGUUUUCUCCCUCCUGAUCUCAUUCGCAAAAGACUCCUUUCCUUUCACAAAAAUUCCUCUGAUUAUUCUCUAACCCUCCCGUAUUCUCGAUCAAAGAAUGAAAAAAAAAACCCCAACGCACUUUUUAUUGACAAGGAGAAAUAGGAAGAGCACUCGGAGUCGUACCCCGGAAAUAUGUCGCAGAUGGAUAUUUCGAUCUUGACCUUGACGAUUACUAUGAAGUAGAUAUGUUCAAGGAGAUGCAGGAGGUGGUUAUCGAGACCAUGGAGAAGCUGGGACAUGGGUAUUUGACCUCUGUCAAGCAAGACAAAAGACAAAACUAA